This is a messenger RNA of Vollenhovia emeryi, 594 nucleotides long. RefSeq lists its product as uncharacterized. The record is from RefSeq and is a predicted model, not a curated record. The coding region runs from base 7 to 411 and encodes 134 amino acids. The transcript has 2 exons. NCBI's taxonomy places the organism in Eukaryota, Metazoa, Arthropoda, Insecta, Hymenoptera, Formicidae.
AUCGUCAUGCUUUCCGCCGGCGUACAAGUCCGCGCGAGAACGCCGCGAGAUCGCGACGCGUUUUCGCUCCCCCUGCGAAGCUCUCCGUUCCCCGUUCCCCGUACAGGCGUGAGCGAGCCGCAAGAACGCCAACCGAAAAAAAGGGCAGGUAGGGUCGUGUUUACGACUGUUGCGUCGCGCGACGAGUACGCAUGCGCCGGGCGUCACUCAGCUGCUCGCGCGCCACUACCCACGCCCAAGAAGAGACUCGAGACCGACGAGACCGCGGAAGACUCAACUCCAGUGGUGGGGAUACAACGUGUGUACGCUGCUGCAUUAUUACGAAGAUCGUUUUGUACAAACCAACCGCUUGCAGAGUGCAACAAAGCAUUCGAGAAAUUUAAAUUAAAGCAAGCAAAGAUGCAGGUAUAACUUUAUUCAAAGCGAUCUUAAAAGCUUGACUUAAGAAUUGCAAGCAUCGUUUAUUCCACUAGUGCGACGACGGGCUUCCAGUCUACUUAAAGGGUGGCUUGCGCGAUAAAGUGCUGUUUAACGUGACGCUAGUUAUGCUCUUGUUUAACACAAUCCUAUCAGUCUGCGCAAUUAAGGAGCUCC